Molecule: messenger RNA, 1277 nt
Organism: Bactrocera oleae (olive fruit fly)
Lineage: Eukaryota; Metazoa; Arthropoda; Insecta; Diptera; Tephritidae
Source: RefSeq, a predicted model, not a curated record
GUCCAAUUCUGAGUAAUCAUACAUAUGUAUAUUUAUUAAUAUUAUUGUUUUGACUUUGAUCUUUAUCUGCAUUUCACUUCCUCUGCUCAUUUAACUGUCACUCCGCCGCACGUCAUCGAUCGCUUCGUCGUUUGCGCUUGCGCGAAGGCCGUCUCGAACGCUUCAAUCGCCCCUUAAGCUCCCACAAACUGCGACAAACUGUAAGUGCUCGUACACCUGUUAUGUUGAUGAGCCGCACAACAACAACUUAGAAUGGCCGUCAGUCGUCACAAAUUCUCUGCGUCUGCAGCACCAAGGCACUCAGGUGCUACGAGACGACAGUGCUGAGUCAGUAGCGUUAGACAGCUGACAGCAGGUGUGCCCAGUUAAGCAUUACGAUCGCGCUGUAUCUCGGCAUUCGCGUAAAAAUAAUAAUCAUUAAAUAUUUGUACACUUUAUUUUGUUCAAGUCGUGUAGUGUUUUUUAAAAUGCAGUUUGUGCGCGUAAUCGGCAUUAUUUGUUGUUUGUUUUUAAUUAAUACACCGCUCAGCGUUGAUGCCAUCAAUCGCAGAGUAAAACUUUGCUUGCAACCGCCUCAAAGCGGCCGCUGCUUCGGCUAUGUCUCUAGCUUUGCCUACGAUCCGGUCGCGCGCAGGUGUGAGGAGUUCAUCUAUGGUGGGUGUGGCGGCAAUGAUAAUCGCUUCGAUUCGAAAAAGGAGUGUGAACUUACUUGUCGCGAUGUUUAAGCGGCGAUAUAGCGCGGUGAUUUUUGUUGGUGAAAUUUGUAAAUGUGAUUGUUAAUACUCUUACUUUAGGUCUUUUUCUAUCUUUAUGAAAAAAACAUAAACAAAUAAUUUAUUAAAAUACUCAAAAAUAAAAUGCAAGCUUGAAUUUGAGACUAAAUCACGCAUUUGAUUAUUAUUUUUGGUAAUAAAUAGAAAAUUAAGAUCUACAAUAUUCAGGCUUCGACUAAUCUCCGACUAACUAUAAAAAGCGAGAGUGUUUCCUAAUAACAAAACGCUUGUAGAAGCUGUCAGGCGGUAGAAGAGGAGGAGGAACUAUAAAACAACUUUCAUGCGAGUGAGAGAGGAUUUCAUGACGAUAUUUCGGUGGCUGCUCAGAUAACACUUUUUAUACUGAUGAAUUUCAUCGGCAGCACGGGUGGUUCAGAGAGAAGACAAGAGAGUGAGGCGAUCUUAGUUUCGGUGGUUUCACAACGGGUCUCAUAAAGGCAUGGUACUUCCUUUGUUUUGCUUGGGAGAAAGUUAUAGACGUAAUAAAAUCUCGAUAGGUGGCAC